AUGCAAGCUGGAAGUGGACUGCAAAAUAAUUCAGCAAGAAAGAAGUAUCAGCUACCUGGGAGUGCUAAUGCACAGUUAUGGAGGUUAGUAAUGUCUGAUAGCACUAGUAAAGGCAAAUCAUACAAAAAGUGCAUCAAAUGCGGUGCCGAUGAAAGAAAAGCUACGUCGUAUAAAAAAUUCAUUGUGUCUGAUUCUUUAGCCAAUCAAAUAAACCAAGUUUUGAAUCUAAAUAGUGCACUCGGUGAUUACAUCUGCAAAUCUUGUUAUACAACGUUUCAAUUUUUAAACCCAAAACCAAAGGAACAACAGGAUUCAUCGCAACAAGAACAAUGUUCACAAACUGCUAAUCGACAACAUUUAAUCGACCAAACCGCGCCGGUUGCCAAAAUAUUGUAUGAUAUUCGGGGCGACCAGCUAGGUCUCGUAUGUGAUGGCACAUAUCUCCGUCACGAGAAAAGCAGUAAUAAUGAAUAUCAAAGAAAAUCAUACUCUGGACAAAAAAAAGCUCCUCUGUGUAAACCUUUUACAAUUUGCACUACCAAUGGCUACAUCAUAGACAUACUCGGCCCGUACUAUGCAACUGACAACGAUGCUAAAAUUCUUGAGAGUAUUCUCAAUGACCCAAAUGGAUUGAUAACGCUUUUGCAGGAAGGAGAUAAAUUUUUUUUGGAUAGAGGGUUCCGCGACGUUAUACAAAAACUGUCAAACCUUCAAUUUCAAGCACUGAUGCCUGCAUUAAAGGGAAAAAGGAAGCAACUCACAAGUAUAGAAGCCAAUGAGUCACGUAUGGUUACAAUGGUUCGUUGGGUUGUCGAAGCUGUACAUGGUGUAAUAAGCCAAAAGUAUAAACUUCUGCAUAAUCAGUUCGAUAACAAGAUGAUUCCCAACGCAGCUCUAUAUUGUAAGAUAGCGGGUUUUUUGAUAAACACAUUUGGAAAGAGAUACGUUUCCGAAGUUUCAAGUAAAAACGAAAUAAUUGCACAAAUCAACAAAAUAAAAAGUUUAGAGAAUACGUUGCUUCAAGAAUGUGAAGAAAAUAGAUGGGGUAGGCGGAAAACUUUAUUUCAACCACUCCAGUCCAAUGAUGUUUUAGAUUUCCCCGAAAUGACAGAACAAGAUUUAAUAACUUUCUUCACAGGUACAUAUCAACUGAAACAAUCAAUUUCAUAUUUGGCCGAGUUAAUUACUGAAGAUAAUAAAGUGGAUCUACAGUUCUUGAAAGAAACUGCAGACAUAAUUAAAAUUCAAGUUCGUUCGAGACAUAUAAAGGCUAAAACAUACAACUGUUACAUUCACUAUCAGCCUCAUUCAAUUGGUACCAGUGGAAUCAAACGCCAUUAUUGCGAUUGCGCAAAUCGUGCCAGAACAAUAGGAUGUUGCUCACAUGUAGCCGCUAUCAUCUACUACUUAUCAAAUGCAAGAUAUCUAGCUAAAAUUGUAAAUCCAGCAAAAAUACUAACAAACAUAUUUGAUUCCAAUGUUAUACCUGUUAUAAAUGAAGACAGUGAUGAAGAUUGAAUGCAAAAACGAUAUUAAACUAUUGCAACAGGGCCAUUUCGCUCCCUACAAAAAAUAUAAAUUACGAGGUCAAACAAUUAUUUCGACGUAACUCUCCAAUGCUCAAUCAAUAGUGUCCAAAUAGUGUUCCGUCAUCAUCUAGUAUAACAUAGAACAAUGUCCAAGUGGCUUGGUCCCGGCUAGGAUUUGUAACAGUUUCUAGCAUCGGCGUCGACUGUAUAUUCAAUUUAUGUAUUAUAAUAUUAUGUAUAUUGUUGCACUUAUGUAAAUAACUUCAAUAAAUAUCUUUUUUAAAAUACUGUUAUAACUAAUACGUACUAUUAAGUGGGUUCUAUAAUAUUAUUAUAGAAUGUAUUCAUUAUGUAUAUCGUUUAUAAAUAUACAGGGUGUUUCAUUAAUAAUUAGAAAUAUUUUAAUAGUAGAUUCUUGGGCUCAAAAGAUUAAGAUCCAAUAACCAAAUACCCAAAUCACUUAAAUAAAAUGUGGCUAGUUACAAGGUGUUUUAUUAAUCAAUUAAAAAAUUAUAUUUGUACCCAGUACUUUAAGAUUGUUUGACAUAUCCUUGUCAUAUUUGGCAGCAAGUGUAGGUACUAUACACCCUACUAAAUUAUGUUAAACAAAUGUUUCAGGCUACUACCAGAGGCGUACGACAGGGGAGAAUGAUUGGUUGACCCUUCCUAAAUUCUACGUCACUGGCGGAAUUGCUAUUUUAGUGCAAUUUUUCGAUUCUCCAAUACUUUGUAUGAAAAUAAUAUAUUCUUAAUUCGUAACGAUAAAAUCGUUAGUUUUCGAGAUAUCUGAAGUUAAAAUGAAACGCAGAGUUUUUUUGAGUAAUGCAUUAUAUCCCUUCGGUUUUAACUUCAAAAAUCUCUUAAACUAAUGAUUUUAUCGUUAAGAAUGAAGAAUAUAUUAUUUACAUAGAAGGUAUUGAACAAUCUAAAAAUUAUGCUAAAUGCGCAAAAUUUUUUUUCUGAUUUUUAAUACUGGAUUUUCUUCAAAAAAUACCCGAAAAAAGCGAAAAAAUGCGGUUUUUCAUUUCUAAAGGUACGUUUCACCAAUUUUAAAAAUCUGAAAAAUUUCAGGGUGAAAGAUUGUGCAAAAAUACACAU
Molecule: messenger RNA, 2627 nt
Organism: Diabrotica virgifera virgifera (western corn rootworm)
Lineage: Eukaryota; Metazoa; Arthropoda; Insecta; Coleoptera; Chrysomelidae
Exons: 4
Coding region: 1-1518 (505 amino acids)
Molecular function (GO): zinc ion binding
Source: RefSeq, a predicted model, not a curated record